This is a messenger RNA of Guillardia theta CCMP2712, 933 nucleotides long. RefSeq lists its product as hypothetical. The coding region runs from base 1 to 933 and encodes 310 amino acids. The record is from RefSeq and is a predicted model, not a curated record. The transcript has 4 exons. Lineage: Eukaryota; Cryptophyceae; Pyrenomonadales; Geminigeraceae.
AUGCUUACCUCCGCGUCCACAGUUGACUUCUACGAUGAAUAUGGAAUCAGUCCUCUAUCGACCACGUCACUACAUGGUUACUUCACCACAAUCUCUGGGGUACAGAUCUACACCAAGCAAGAUACGGAAAAGCGAAUCUAUGGGUACAAGUUAAUGCUAUCAAGCUGUGCUGGCUACAUCGUUGAUCCUUGGUUCCCACUUGCCACGAUAAGAUCUAGCUCCAACCUCACUCCAAACACCGUGAGGAUGACUGUGGAACUGCAACCAAACUAUGCUCUGACAUCGAGCCAGGCGGUGACAGUCUCGUGGCUCAUUGGGAGCAUCUACACUGUUCAAUUUCAGAUUCAGAAUCCAAGCGCAGAGCAGUCCGCACUCGAGUUACAGCAUCUACAUCUGCACCAGCCUACAGGAUUGAGAUCACAUGUCGAGUGUAAUCAACCAGGGAAGUGGACGCAUGGAGCUGUAGCUGUUCCUAUCCCAUCAGUGUUCUUGUCCUCCACCCCUCUCGAGCGCGAGGGUGGAGCCGGGUCAGUCAUUGACUAUCACCAUUCCUGGAUACGAUACAGGUUCAAGUCUUGCCCCAAGGAUGUGAACGCAUACAUCACUCCAUCUACCGAGGACGUGGCCAAGACUAUUGCGAAGAGAACGAGGUACUACUACGCUACCUCGCUGCCAGUGAAGAGCUCGUAUGUGAAGGGAGACGGAGUGAGGGGAAUGGUGAUCACUGGCAGCACAUUGACUGGUGACUGCAGCAUCAAGUACGUGGAGGCUCCCCAGAGCAUGGGAGGAAACAAGCCGGAGGUUCGAUUUAUCUCCGAUACGAUACACAGCUCUACCGCAGUUCAUCGGUCAGUGUGUGACGAGCGCAGGGUCGAGGAGCUACUUCAACGGAGUUUCUAUUGUCGAGAAGCACAGGAUUCUGGGAAGGAAUGA